AUGGACAGCACGAUAGCACAGCAGCAGUCGUUCGACCACCUCCAAUUUCCCCAGACCGGCCUUGACAUGUGCCUAGGUAGUCAAGCCGGCCGGAACCAAGCAUCACCGCUAACACCUCGACAGAGCCCGCAACAGGUAUCACCACUUUCAUACUACGACCCUCAGGCCGACUUCAGCGCCGACUCGGCGCCCUCACGGGGCUCUCCCAUCUCUCCCAUCUUUGGCAACGCCUUUCAGCUGCCCAUCGACUCUGACUGGCCCGCCUACCUCGACAAGAGCGGCAUGUCUCCCGAUCUCGACAUCUACUACGGCGAGUCCUUUGGCGGUUCUCAGGCCUUUGUCGACGCGCAGAACCCCACGCUCAGCCCAGUCGCCAACCCCUUGGAUCUCAUGUCCGAAAGCGUGGCCUUUGGCGGUGAUCUCAACGAUGUCCAGCCCCUUUUCCAGUCGGCUCCCGCCCCAACAACACUGCCCAUCGCCAACCCGCCAGUGCCCGCCACGUCCCGGAUAACGCGGUUGACGGAAUCUCGGCCCCAGUCUCAGUCCUCGACCACACCGACGGCACCCGCGGCACAGGUCCAGACCCGCAGCCAGCAGCGCGCCGCCCAACGCGCGCCCGCCCGCCGCCCCGCCGAUCUCAAGCGCAAAUCGUCGACCUGCGACGACUCGGCCUCGUCCCGCUCGACGUCGCCGGAGCCCCCGGCACGCCGCACCAAGCACGCCGGCGCCGCCGACCCGAGCAAGAAUCCGCACAACCUCAUCGAGAAGCGCUACCGCGUCAACAUCAACGAGAAGAUCCUCGCCCUGCGCGACGCCGUGCCCGCGCUGCGCUGCGCCAUGCAGCUCCAGCAGCCCGGGGCCGAGGCCGCCGACCACGACGACGACGCCGCCGUCGCCGAGGAGCUCGGCGGCCUCGUGCCCGCGCGCUAA
This is a messenger RNA of Verticillium dahliae VdLs.17, 930 nucleotides long. RefSeq lists its product as uncharacterized. Bases 1 to 930 code for a protein of 309 amino acids. The transcript has 2 exons. Gene Ontology annotation, molecular function: protein dimerization activity. The record is from RefSeq and is a predicted model, not a curated record. NCBI's taxonomy places the organism in Eukaryota, Fungi, Ascomycota, Sordariomycetes, Glomerellales, Plectosphaerellaceae.